Rotaria sp. Silwood2 is the source of this 1098-nucleotide messenger RNA. Lineage: Eukaryota; Metazoa; Rotifera; Eurotatoria; Philodinida; Philodinidae. The record is from the annotation of a GenBank genome assembly.
AUGUUUGGUUUUCAAACUCUCGUCUGUCUUCAUGAUAUACCAAUUAUCCGUUCAUCAACUAAUAAACUUCAAGACGUAUAUACUAAAGCAAAGAAUACAAGUCCACUUAUUCGACUGCCAUGUAAUUUAGUCGAAAUAGUUGCUGAUAAAUCACUUAAAAUUGCUUCGACGGUUGUUAAUCCAUUUGUUAAACCAUUACGUGGACCUAUACGUGUAAUUGACAAUUUUACCGUUGAAACAAUUCAUCAGAUCGAGGCUAAUUAUCCUGCUAUUCAUACGCUUACUAAAGAAGUUAGAAAUAGAUUGAAUGAAAAAACUGAACGUGUUCGUCAUGUAAUGAACUCUGUCAAAGAUACAACAACAUCAACUAUUCAACAUGGCAAAGAAAUAGUUUCCAAUGUAGCAGCUGCAACAGUAAAUAUAGUAACAAAUGUUGCUGAUACUGUAUACACAUUCUGUGAAACUCAUGUACCAGGAAAAACAGUACCUGUUCAUGGUCAUGAUUUUGGUGGUCGAACAACACUUUUAUGGAAUCGUCUUACGUCAAGUGUUGGUUUAAAUAUUGAUCAAGUAAUGGAACCAAUUCAACGCUUAUUGAUAUGGUAUCGAAUGUUGAUUGUAUCUUGUUUAUUAAAAAUAUUACAAAAAAAUGAUAUUGUACUUCAUAAAAUACAACGAAAACGAUUUUUAUUUGUAUUACCACAACGAAUUUUAAGUCUUACGGGUAAUAUGGUUGAAUAUAUAAUUGAACGUAUUCGACCAGAUGAUAAGAGAGAAACAAAAGAACAAUCUCAAUUGAUGCAACAAAAACGACAACAAUUCAUUAGCCGACAAACAUUAAAACCUGGCGCUUUUGUUAUUACACGUCAAACUGCUCGACUUACAAAACAAGGUACAGCAAUAACUCGUGAUGAAAAUGGAAAAUCACCAGUAAUUGAAUCUGUUUCAAAUGAUGAUAUUGGCAUAUUACAUGAUCGAUUGAAACCAACUGAUUAUGAAUUUCUUUAUUCUCGAGUACCUGCUGAUGUUACAUCAUCUCUGGAUAAUCAAGAAUUUUUAGCAGAAGAUCAACUAAUGAUUCAUACAAAAUCUGAUUAG